This is a messenger RNA of Amphiprion ocellaris (clown anemonefish), 3259 nucleotides long. RefSeq lists its product as uncharacterized. The coding region runs from base 154 to 1467 and encodes 437 amino acids. The transcript has 2 exons. Gene Ontology annotation, molecular function: metal ion binding; mRNA binding. The record is from RefSeq and is a predicted model, not a curated record. NCBI's taxonomy places the organism in Eukaryota, Metazoa, Chordata, Actinopteri, Pomacentridae.
UUUUAAAUCCACACGUGGUCUGGGUCUUGGGCUUGUUUAGCACCGACCGCAUACACAACUAGAAACUUCUGACCAACUCAUGCCAGCGACCUGCCCGCGUCUAUCGCUGCCGGGGCGGACGGGAUCGGACGACGGUUUUGAUAGCUCAGCAAAAUGCCAUCUUACCCCCUGAACCAGUUUGCUGAGCUGGAAGAAAUGAUGUGCAAGCAUUUACAAAACCUCGACUUGAGGGAGCCAAACAGACCACCAUCAUCCCUCAAUCUGGCCAUGAGAACACCAGGUUACAUCAGUGAGCCAUGUAGAAAUGCAUCGUUUUCCCUCUCAUCCCUCUCCUGCUUGCCCACUGAUCCUGCAGACCGUGUGUUUCUGACCUCCAGCCAAUGGGGGCAGCAGUCAGAAAGUCCUCUGUCCUCCCACCUUGGUAAUUCCACCCAGUGGGGAAAGUCAGGCUUCCUUUCCCAGCGCUCUGUCAGCAUGGUGGAGACCAGCAGCACCACAGGAGCAAUGCUAUCCUGGCCUGGAGCUGACAUAAAGAGCUCCCAAAGUGACAUCAGCCCCUCUGCACUGAACUCUAGCUCCUCAUCAUCUGCCUCAUCUGUUUCCACCUCUUCUUCCUCAUCGCGCUAUAAGACUGAACUGUGUCGAUCUUUCACUGAGAGUGGCUUGUGCAAGUAUGGUGGGAAGUGCCAGUUUGCCCAUGGCACAGAGGAGCUACGUGAUCUCAACAGACAUCCAAAGUAUAAAACUGAGCCGUGUCGUACAUUUCACACCAUCGGCUUCUGCCCCUACGGGAUUCGCUGUCACUUUGUCCACAACAGUGAGGAAGAAAAGAAACACUCCUACUCUCGGUCCUCCUCGACUUCUCCCUCUUCCUCAAACGCUCCUCACCAGCCUCCUUCCUCCUCUCGUUCUCACAGACCUCCUCUCAUCAGACAGAGUUUCAGCUUCGCUGGGUUUCCUUCUACUCCUCAACAAGUCCUUCAGCCUGCCCUCACUGGUCCUGCUCCUUCUGCCACUUCCUCCUUUACUCGUGCUCCAUCAGCGUCUCCUCUUUCCUGUGCUGAUGUUACUGACCUUCUCUCCCAUGCCUUCCUGGAGAUGGACUCUGCCUUCGAGGCCUCUCCUGCCCAACAGUACCAACCUCCUAUAGGCCAGGCUACUGUUGCCGAUCCCCGCUCUCCAUUCCUGCCUUCACCUGACUCUGGCUUUUCUCCAUGUGGGCUGUCUCCAACUGGCUCCCCUUCUCUGAGACAGAGUCCUGGUGCAACUGGGAUCCCUUCAGGGCCGCUGGGUGCCCGAUCCCUGUCCUACACCUCUCUGUCAGACCAGGACCAGGAUGGAAGCAGCUCUGCCAGCUCAGUCAGUGGCUCUGAAUCCUGCAGUGGCAAUAACGAAGGCAGUGGUAGACGUCUAGCGGUAUUCAGUCAGCUCUCUGUUCCUGAUGAUGCUACUGGAUUCUGCCUUUAAACAGCAGUGUGCUGGAACAGAAGCGUACAUAUUUGCAAAAAUUCACACAAAGCAUAUUUAAUACACACACAUUCAUUCUCAAAGACACACUGUCCUCACACACUACACACCUAUAAAUGCACACUCAUCUCACACAACUUCCUGACAUCUAAGACUUUCUUCACACCUGUUUGGCGUCAAAGGAAACAAAGAACUUUGUGACUGACUCAAAACACUCUGAGAUAACAUUGUUAGACUUACAUGGUUAAAAUGUCACGGUCAUGUGCAAAAGCCACAGAGAUACGGAAAGGAAAAUGUGCGUGUUGCCACCAAAACAGAACAUAUCAAGAUAGAUGUUUAAUAGUGCUGGAAGCCUUAAUGCUUUAUCAAAAUAGUAUGCUGAAAUGGCAAAUUGUGAAGUAAUUGUAAUCACAGCGUGAUUGGCUCGUUGGUGAGCCCAGCCACACCAUUCAUUUAUUUAUCAGCAUCUUAUUAAUGAUCUAAAGAAUGUGACAAAGCCAAAGACAUCUGUUUGUAGCUCAGAUUUUUCUUUUCAUUAUGGUGGGACAAACGCACAACGUGACUUAUGCUUAGAAGUUGUCGUUCUUCCAUUAGCUGUCCACAGGAUUGUUUAUGAGCUCGGGAAAUUGAUUUUUCCUCAUAACUGUACAGUCUGAGGUCACAUUUAGAUCGCUGGCCCACGAAUCUGAAUGUUACGUUUUUAAACAAUGUGCCUGUAGUGUUAUUUAACAGGCCAUGUUACAUGGUUGAACCAAGAUUUGCUUGUUUGUUUGGAGAGAUGAGAGCAGGGGUGAGGGUCUUUUUUUUCUCUCUUUUAGAAGAGUAAGCUAGAAUGAGUGGAGAUGUCUUGUUGGUAAGGUUACUGCAAAUACCGUUGUUCUGUUUCUCGUGCUUUAUUGACAACCUGGAACUAGUAAAAUGUCAAAUUACCCAAUUUGAACUGCAAUACAGGAGGAUGUUGAUCAUACUUUUGCAUACGCAUGCUCAAGAUAUAUCAUUAACCGUGCAGUUGGAUGAAUUAUUGGGCUUUGUUUUGCACCAAUGAACUAACUACACUAAAAGUCAAAGACCAAAAUGAGAUGUCAGUAUUUCCUGUCUCAUUUUGUGUAAUCGGAAAGGCUGUCGGCAAAGCUUGAUUUGCAAGGCACUUGGCUCAGAAGUAAAAGUUAAAGUCAAGUGAGUCUUUCCUAAAGUCAUGUUUUCAUUUGUGGUGCUGAAAUGCAUCUAGGAUUAUCUUAAACACCAACAUUCCCAAAAGUGGGCUUUUUUUCCCCUUCCUUGUCCACAGGAGCACUGUUACAUUUUUGAUGAAUGUUCAUGUUUUUGUGACUCUCACCCCACCUCACUGCAUCUCUCCGUCAUUCAGUAUUAAUUCUUCCUGUUACGGCUUUGUACUGUUAUGAAUGUGCAGCGUCCUGGUCAUGUCCACGUGCACUGUGAUCCCAGGUCGGUUGCUUUACUGAGCUAGAUACAGCAUACUGUAGGGUUUAGGGUAUGUAUGCUUUAGUGUUUUAGAAUUGUUAUUUGGCUGUUUUGUGUGUUUAUGAUGUAGUUGGUUAGAAGAACAGCCACCGAGCUGUUCCUGGUCUAUUUAAAAUUGCCUUUUCAUCAACAUGUUUGAGGCCUGUUUAGUGGUAAAGGUGAUAAUCUUUAGUAAAUUAAUUUCUUUAAUUUAUUUUAACGUAUUUAUAGAGGACUUUGAGUUGUUAAUGCUUGUAUCAAGUUUAAUAUAUUUUGGUUUCUUUUGCUUUUUUUGUACUGGAAAUAAAGUUUUUUUUCUUUUUUUUUUAAA